AUGCAAGACGACCUCUUCUCCUCCCAGCACAUUGCUGCCCGCGUGGCGCACCGAUCUGCUGCUUCUAGUGCAGCAUCUCGCACCGUUACAGACAACCUCCCAACACUUCCCACCCAACAGGCCCUCCGCGCCGCAGAGGCCUCGCUGCCCAAUCCCUCCAGUGCAGAAUACCUCGCCGGCCAGGAUGCCACCGCUGUCUGCGAGCAUAUUGUUAGGGACAUUGUCCCGGCCCUCAAUGGCCAGGGCUCGUCAGCAAGAUACUACGGCUUCGUCACCGGCGGCGUGCUCCCCGUCGCCGAGUGGGCAGACAAUGUCGUCUCCCGCCUCGACCAGAACGUCCAGGUCCAUCUGCCCGAGCAAACUGUGGCCACGGCCGUCGAAGAUGCCGCCCUGGAAAUGUUGGUGCAUGUUCUUGGCCUGAGCGAUGGCGGCCAGCAGUGGUCCGGCCGUACGUUCACUACGGGAGCCACGGCUAGCAAUGUGAUUGGUCUGGCUUGCGGCCGGGAGGUAUCUGUUGCCAAUAAGGCCCCUGGCAAGGACGCAUCUGUUGGAGAACUGGGUUUGCUGGCGGCGUGCGCAACGGCCGGUGUCUCGGAGAUCCAGGUCCUCACCAGCGCGGGGCACAGCUCGCUCUACAAGGCCGCCGGCAUCAUGGGCAUUGGCCGCGCAAGCGUCAAGGAGCUCCCUGCCGCUCAGGACCAGCCUUGGAAGCUCAACCUGGACGCAUUGGAGGCUGCCCUCAGCAAGGAGGGCACUGCGAGCAUCAUUGCCAUUAGUGCCGGUGACGUCAACUCGGGACGCUUUGCGCUCGCCGGUAAGGCUGAGUGGGUGCGUGUUAGAAAAUUGGCCGACAAGUACGGCGCCUGGAUCCACGUCGACGGCGCAUUCGGCAUUUUUGGCAAGGUGCUUCCCAAGGACGACUCGCAGUACGCUCUCAUCCAUGAGCGCCUCGAGGGCAUCGAGCUCGCAGACAGCAUCACCGUAGACGGACACAAGCUCUUGAACGUGCCCUAUGACUGUGGCAUGUUCUUCACCAGGUCCGCAGCCACGCUCCAGGCCGUCUUCACCAACCCCAACGCCGCAUACCUCUCGUCCAGCUCCGCAGCCAGCAUCGCCUCGCCGCUCAACAUUGGCCUCGAAAACUCCCGCCGCUUCCGCGCACUGCCCGCCUACGCCGUCCUCCUCAGUGAAGGCCGUCCGGGUCUCGCCGCGCUCGUCGGCAACAUGGUGCUCCUGGCCCGCCACAUCGCCGAGUACCUGCGCGACUCGCCGCACUAUGAUCUGCUCCCUGACGAGCCUGCCUCUUUUGACGAAGUCUUCAUGGUGACCUUGUUCCGCGCCAAGGACGACGCACUCAACCAGGUUCUUGUGGACAAGAUCAACGCCACUAGAGACGUCUAUGUCAGCGGCACGAGCUGGGCUGGCCGAAAGGCUGUCCGUGUAGCCGUGUCCAACUGGCGAGUCGAUGUUGAGCGAGACUUUGCCGUUGUGAAAAAGGUGCUUGACGGUGUUGCUGAGCAGCAGUAG
Messenger RNA from [Torrubiella] hemipterigena, 1527 nucleotides. Lineage: Eukaryota; Fungi; Ascomycota; Sordariomycetes; Hypocreales; Clavicipitaceae. The record is from the annotation of a GenBank genome assembly.